AUGCUACACCCCCAGCUUUCGGCGCAUCAACAUUCUCUCCGUGACCCAAACACCUUCUGGUCGAGCCAUGCGGAUAGGCUCCAUUGGCACCACAAGCCAUCGCGGGCUCUCACUCGCCAGACCAAGACCCUAUCGAGUGGGGUUCAGCAUGAGCACUGGUCAUGGUUCCCCGAUGGUGAGAUCUCCACCACCUACAAUUGUGUAGAUCGCCAUGUGCACAAUGGCCAAGGCGACCAGGUUGCCAUCAUUUGGGAGUCGCCUGUAACCCACACGACGGAAAAAUAUACCUACCGACAACUACUAGAUGAAGUCGAGGUCCUUGCGGGCGUAUUGCGGGAGGAAGGCGUCCGAAGGGGUGAUGUGGUGAUUAUAUACAUGCCAAUGAUUCCAGCAGCAUUGAUUGCCGCACUGGCCAUCACGCGCCUGGGUGCCAUCCACGCGGCUGUCUUUGGUGGAUUCGCAGCGCAGUCUCUGGCGCAACGCAUCGAGGCGGCACGCCCGCGAGCGAUCAUGACUGCUUCGUGCGGCAUCGAAGGAGCCAAAGGGCCCAUUUCGUAUCGGCCGCUGGUGGAGGGUGCGGUUGAGGCCAGUCGUUUCAAACCUAGCAAGGUCAUCGUGUGGCAGCGCGAUCAGCUGCGGUGGAAUAACCCAGACAAGCUGGGCGGCCAGCGGAACUGGCAACGCCUGGUCAAAAGUGCACGCAUGCGGGGCAUCCGGGCGGAGCCCGUGCCUGUGAAGAGCACCGACGCACUCUAUAUUAUCUACACCAGCGGCACCACGGGACUCCCCAAGGGCGUUCUUCGUGAAGCAGGCGGCCACGCCGUCGGCCUCGAACUAUCGAUUCAGUCUAUGUUUGGGAUCAAGGGUCCUGGUGAUGUAAUGUUCUGUGCCUCUGAUAUCGGAUGGGUCGUGGGCCACUCGUAUAUUUUGUAUGCGCCGCUACUCGUUGGCGCAACGACAGUCCUCUUCGAGGGCAAGCCCAUCGGAACACCAGACGCAGGGGUCUUCUGGCGCAUUGUUGAGGCACACCGAGUCAACGCGCUAUUCACAGCACCAACCGCAAUGCGUGCCAUCCGCAAAGACGACCCGAACGACCGCUUUGUCGAGGAAGUCGGCAAACGCGGAGGUCUACAGUCCCUGAGGGCUUUGUUUCUAGCGGGCGAACGCAGCGAGCCGAGCAUCAUCCAAACAUACCAAGGAUUGCUGGGGAAGUAUGCUGCGCCUGGUGCGCUGGUUAUUGACAACUGGUGGUCGUCUGAGUCUGGAUCGCCCAUCUCUGGUCUGGCGCUGAACGGCGCCGCCUCCGUUACAGGGAAACCGUCCCCAAGAGCGGCCCAGCCACUCGCUGUUCGACCUGGAUCAGCCGGCCCACCAAUGCCCGGGUUUGAUGUGCGGAUAGUCGACGAUGACGGCGUCGAGGUGCCGCAGGGCACGAUGGGCAAUAUUGUCAUGGCGCCGCCACUGGCUCCCACGGCGUUCACGAGCUUGUUCCAGGACGAAGAGCGAUUCUAUGCCGGCUAUAUGAAACGGUUUACCGGGAAAUGGGUGGACACGGGCGACGCGGGCAUGAUCGAUGAUGCAGGCUACGUGCACAUUAUGUCGCGGUCAGACGAUAUCAUCAAUGUGGCAGCACAUCGAUUCAGCACUGGCGCCAUCGAGCAAGCCAUCCUCUCACACCCAGCCGUCGGCGAAGCCAGCGUCGUCGGCCUCCCUGAUUCCCUCAAGGGCUUUCUCCCCUUCGCAUUCAUCCAGCCGCGCCCCGGCACCUCGCCCCAAGAAACAUCCCUCCCCGCCACACCCACGCCCCAGCUCUUCGCCGAGGUCAAUGCCCUUGUCCGCGAACAAAUCGGCGCCAUCGCCUCGCUGGGCGGCAUGAUCCAGGGCCGUGGCAUGAUUCCCAAAACGCGGAGCGGGAAGACGCUGCGCCGGGUUCUGCGCCAGCUGGUUGAGCAGGCGGCGCGGGGCGAGUAUCAGGCCUCGGUGAGUGUGCCGCCGACGGUGGAAGAUUUGGAGGUGGUCGAGGUUGCCCGGAGGCGGAUUAGGGAGUAUUUUGAGAGGAAGGGGAAGGCGAAGUUGUAG
This is a messenger RNA of Penicillium alfredii, 2079 nucleotides long. Its product is annotated as putative acyl-CoA synthetase. The record is from RefSeq and is a predicted model, not a curated record. The transcript has 4 exons. The coding region runs from base 1 to 2079 and encodes 692 amino acids. NCBI's taxonomy places the organism in Eukaryota, Fungi, Ascomycota, Eurotiomycetes, Eurotiales, Aspergillaceae.